Molecule: messenger RNA, 2787 nt
Organism: Leucoraja erinaceus (little skate)
Lineage: Eukaryota; Metazoa; Chordata; Chondrichthyes; Rajiformes; Rajidae
Gene: drc11
Product: IQ motif containing with AAA domain 1
Exons: 18
Coding region: 373-2772 (799 amino acids)
Molecular function (GO): ATP binding; protein binding; ATP hydrolysis activity
Source: RefSeq, a predicted model, not a curated record
UUUGCUCACCAGCGCUGAGGAAUGCGCAUGCGCUCGAUGCCGUGCCGCUGGGAGCGCACUGCGCUUGCGUGGGCAUCCUGGUUGCCCUGGAGUUGGCAGAGUAGAGUUUCAACUCUGAGUUUAUGGAGGAUAUUGGAAGCAUUUCCUUUCUCCCUCACUCACACCCACCCACUCAGUUCUGUUUUCCAAAUUCCCCGCAGCUACUGCCCCUCGACCGUGCAGGAGGUUCAACUGAAAACCUGCCUCAAGCUGUUUUUGCAGGUCUGACAUGCAUGGGUUGAGAACGGUAGCAGUGAAACCAACAGAGCUGUAAACGUGGGCACCUGACUAUAUCCAAGGGAAUUCACAUCCACCCCUUUCACUUCUGCAAUCAUGUCGAACAGAACCUACAGUAAGAUGUGGGCUGACACCCAUGACGUACUUCACCAUCUUCUCAAGGAGGAGCUCUAUUCUCAAGAAACCAAACCACUCACAGACCGCACGAUGAUCUUCCAGAUGCUGUCGGCCUUCUACAUUAAGUAUGUAAAGAUUUUCCGCAAUAUGGAAGACCUCUAUGAACAGAUUGUGCACCCUCAGAAGAGAAGGAUUAUCCACCAUGUACUGGAGGGUGUCAUGGGCAGAAUCCUUGAGGUGAAGAAUGAAAUGGUGAAGUUGGAGUUCUCGGAGUUUCACUACUACGAUGAUAUACUGCAGGAUCUCAAGCUAACCCCAGAAGACUUGGAGAUCCCUAUUCCAAGAUACUUCAUGAAGGAUAAAGUAAAAGUUAUGAAGGACAGAGAGAACAUUCUGUCUCGAAUAUUAUCCAAAAGCACAAUUCAAGUGGAAAAGGCAGCCAGUAUAAGAAUACUUUCUCUGGAUGAAGCCAUCCAUAUCAUUCAAAUUGCUGAGCGUAAUCGGCAGGGGCGACUACGGUCUAAAUUUAUGUUGGAAAUCCGAAUGGAAGAAGAAAGGGAGAGCAUGGCUAAACCACGGUCGACAAGCACAAUGUCUACUGACACGGCAGCUACAUUAAUCAGAAAGAUUUGGCAGGGAUAUCUUCAAAGGAAAAAGACAAAGAAGGAACGGGCAGAAGAAAUGAUAUUUCUUGACAUGGAACCUGCUCCUGAUUUUCAGAAACCCACCGCUAUUCAGUUACAAACUCAGAAAAUGCAGCAACAGCGGCAGGUAGUACAAGAAGUACAUGAGGUGGAAUACCAGCAAGCGUUGGUCACGAUAAAAGAGCAACUGCAUUCAGUUGAAGGACCAGAUAUCAAAGAAUCCUUGCGGGAACAGAUCAGGCAAUGGUUUGUCGAGUGUCGAAACGUAACUGGGAAGUUCCCCAACUAUCCUGAUGCAGAGAAUGGAGGCUCUGCAACUUUGUUUGCUUCAAAGACUCCACAAGAGGUGCUUCAGGAACUUGCUGCCAAAGAAGAAAAAAAGAAACAGAAGGCUGCGGAAAAGAAGGAGAAAAAGAGUGCUAAGGGCAAAAAGGAGGAGAAGAAGAAGAAGAAAGGAAAAGCAGAUAAAGAGGAAGAAGAGGAAGGUUGGAAGAUGGCACCAAGUCAAUUCCUUUCAACAGUGGUUGAAGGUCAAAGAACAUAUGAGGGAGUUUGGCAGAACCGAGAUGAGCACACAAACCUGGCUCAGACGUAUGUUGCUGAACUCAUCAAGGAGGAUAAACGGCAAGAGGUGGAGAAUGAAAUCAGAGUACAGGUGGACAAACUCAUGAGACAGGAGCUGAAGAACUUAAAGAUAGCAGUGGACAGGGAUAAAAGUACAAAGAAGAAAGGAAAGAAAGAUGGGAAGAAGAAAAAAGCCAAGAAAGGAAAGAAGAAGAAGAAAGGAAAAGAUUUGACUGCUAACAGGACAAUUGAUUCCCUCUUUGAGGAACUAGUCAACGAAGGUCUGCUAAUACAGCCCAAGAAUAUCCAACUUUCUGACUUUAAGGGUGAAUACAACUACCUGGGGACCACACUCCGGCAAACAGAUAUCGAACCAAUGCCUUCUCUCUCGGAUGUGAAGCAACUGAUCACAUUGUAUGGGAUUCUUCCCUUGGGUUCCCAAGCUGUCCAUGAGAAAGCCCCUUUGGUGAAGUCGUUGAUGCUGGCCGGACCCUCUGGAGUUGGAAAAGAAAUGUUGGUUCAUGCUCUCUGCACCGAAACUGGAGCCAAUCUUUUCAACUUGUCGUCACAUAACAUUGCAGGAAAAUAUCCAGGCAAGAGUGGUCUCCAAAUGAUGAUCCAUUUGGUUUUCAAGGUCGCUCGCCUGUUGCAGCCUUCUGUUGUGUGGAUCGAUAACGCUGAGAAAACGUUCUACAAGAAGGUUCCAAAGGAAGAGAAGGGGCUGGAUCCGAAGAGAUUAAAGAAGUCUCUCCCAAGUAUACUCAAAUCCUUGAAAUCAGAAGAUCGUGUUCUCAUUGUUGGCACAACACGACGUCCCUUUGAUGCAGAAUUAAAGUCUUUCUGCCGAACCUUCCAGAAAAUUGUGCUCAUUCCAAGACCAGACUACACGUCUCGAUUUGUGUUGUGGAAGACCAUAAUCCAACAGCAUGGUGGGAUCCUGACGCAUUCAUUGGAUAUGAGUUCCCUGGCUAAGAUCACUGAUGGCUACACACUGGGACACCUUACCCAAGCUGCAAAGGAUGUUCUUACUGAAAGGCGCAUAAAGCAGCUACACACAAAACCUCUGACUGCAGUGGAAUUCAUCCCCCCUCUGGCCAAGCAGGAACCUGUGUACCAAGAGGAGGAAAAUUCAUUCAAGGUAAAGAGGAAUUUUUUACCAUGGCACAGUUGAUACUCAGUUGCUAGC